AUGCCACGAUACGGUGUGCGACAACGUCCACCGCCUUUUCAACGGCCACGGCGUGGAUGCGAUUUUGUUCUUGAAGGCAUUCCCAUCCUGGAAUCGCCGGAUCUCUCCAGCGACGACGAAGUGAACAACAACCGUUUCCGUCCCCAACUCGGGUGGAGGCCUCCAGUACGCGCAUGUCCUCCACCCCCGCGGCGUGUGUUUCCGCAGCAUCGACCGAGGGCCCCAAUGGGAAUGCCAUUGCCUUGGCCACAGCCACAGCCACACCCGCAACGAAUUCGACGUCGAUUGCGAGAUCGGCCAGUACGGCAACGGCUGAGAGGAGGCCAUCGACAAGACAGAAAAUCUGCCAGCCACCAAAAGGAGAGAAGUGUGAUUCGGACUGAACAUCUGGUGGUAUCCUCUGAUGACGACCACAGUGAAGGCGUAAAAUGCUCCUUGUUUGUGCAUAACAAGGAGGGUUAUGUGGACGAUGAGGAUGAGGAGAGCGAUGAUGUCGAUGAUGAUAAUAUGGUUGAUACGGUUUCGGUAUUCAAGAGACGCUCAGCGCAUUCCUCGCGUGGGACUCAGUGCACUCAGCUCGCUACCACACUGUUGCCUGAGGCAGUGAAACCAUCGUUAUUCGUUUCGAAAGCCAGUUAUGUGGACACCGGCUCCGAAUAUUCAAGUGAGGGUGAGGAUGAGGAUGAGCUGCAGAAGAGGUUCGCCUCACAUUGGACCAGUACUUUACGCAAAAAGAGGUCCCCAUCAUGGGGGUAUGAGCAAGCGAGUUUCCUCGGCUCGGGGCAGCUGGUGGCGGAUGAAGUCCCAACAGCAAGUAAAAGCAGCAGGGGGGCAGAUACAGUAACGUCACGCAACGGAAAUUACAACAGUGCAUUUCAAAGCACGGAAAUGGUGGCAUCGACGCCCAAGACGCAUACGCUCUCAGAAGAGAGCACAUGGGUGCGCGACUCUGACAUCGAUGGCACACUACCCUCCAUCGCUCCUCGUGCGGUCUCACGGAGCAAGACGCGGGCCAGCACAGACAGGAACGCCAGCCGCUUCCCCACCAACGCCACGCUUGUUGAAUACCCCUCCCUCAUGAGGAUCGGUGAGGCGUACAACGAGAGCGAGGUGUCGCACGGCUCGAACGACGUGUGUGAUUCCUACUUCCUGCAUGGCACGUGGACUGGAAAGCGACACGGUCCGCUGGACAGCUUGCAGUUGCCGGGGGGGAACAAAGAGCAAAAAAAGGAAGAAAAUAAGAAGAACAGACCGGUCUCUCCCCUACGCCUGGCGACGAUGUUGAAGACGUCUGGGGAGGAUGGGCUCCGUGCGGGGGUAUAUGACAAGCUGAAGUCGCUGAAGGACACUUGCGUCACUGAGAGGCCGGCGGUAGAUCGGCCGACCAGGGAGCGGCCUGCUCGAUUGGAUGACGAGAAGACUUCCACAUCAGAGGACACGAAAGAAAGGCCUACAUUAAAAGCACCGCGUACCAGAAAGCACACCUUCUGUGCACUCCAAUGA
Trypanosoma grayi is the source of this 1503-nucleotide messenger RNA. RefSeq lists its product as hypothetical. The transcript has a single exon. The record is from RefSeq and is a predicted model, not a curated record. Lineage: Eukaryota; Euglenozoa; Kinetoplastea; Trypanosomatida; Trypanosomatidae. The coding region runs from base 1 to 1503 and encodes 500 amino acids.